This is a messenger RNA of Diabrotica virgifera virgifera (western corn rootworm), 4767 nucleotides long. RefSeq names its product protein lines (gene lin). The transcript is spliced from 2 exons. The record is from RefSeq and is a predicted model, not a curated record. Lineage: Eukaryota; Metazoa; Arthropoda; Insecta; Coleoptera; Chrysomelidae. The coding region runs from base 508 to 2772 and encodes 754 amino acids.
GUUGACACAUGAAAAAUAUGGUCAAAUAAAAAUCAUUUUUAUAUGAACUCAUUUUAUAAAUAAUAAAUAUGAUUUCCAAUAUUAUAUUAUAAAUUCUUAAUUAUAAGAUAUCUUCGUUAAAACUGAUAUUGAAUUUAUGAAGUUAUUCAGAAUGAAUUUUAAAAAUGAUACAAACGUUAACUUGAUUGAACUGUCAGCAGUCUGCGCUGCGAUCGCGUAGUGAAUGAAGUGAAAUGGCAGUUCUAUGAAAAGAAAUCAUAGUUAUUUACAUAAAUAUUAUUAUUUUUUAUACAUUACAGACAAUUACAAUAAAUACUCCUACUGGAAAGUGUUAUUACACUGAAGACCGCUCUAUUUUGGUGAAAUUUACAACAGUACAAGGAAAACAAGCUAAUCCUGAAAGAGCUACCGAAAUUACUUGUUACACACCACAAACAUGAAUGUGAUCAUAACCGAUAAGAAGUGGGCAAGGCAUAUAUUUUCGCAGUCCAAUUUCUUGUUGCUCUAAUGGUUCUCACUGAGAAAAGUGGUAAAAUGAGUUCAGAACAACCUCUAAAGAAAAAGUUGAGACGAGAGAAUGAAACAGACAAUUCAGAUGAAACAGAUUUUAUCCACAGCUUAGCCGAUGAUACAGUCCCAGCAGAUUUCCAAGCUCUGCAUUUGUCCCGUCCUCCCCAUAUCAACGAGGAUGACAUUACUAGGAAUACUGUGAAUUUACAUUAUAGUGAAAAUGGUUUUAGGACUAGUGACAGAACUGAUAAAUUCGAUAGUAGUGGUAGUGAAAGUAGGGACAAGGAUGUAUCAACGUCUGACGUGGAUUUAGACAAUCAAGUUUCGUAUAUAUGUAGCACUGAAAAUAUUUCAAUCACUCCAGCUCCAGAUAUUAGUUUCCCAUCUAAUUCUAUAAAUGCUCCUAUUACGAAAUCCAUCCAUGUAAGCUGUACAUCGCACGCAGCACCCUGUGACAAUAUUGAGAAUGGUGAUGAGAUUAAUAAUGAUAAUUAUUUUGGUUUAGACGAUUUUCAAAAGUAUUUGAUUAAGCAAUGUUUAUGUGGAGUUCCAGAUUCGAUUCUUAGGAAACCUUUUGAAGGACAACAGAUUAACGAUUGUGGGGGAGUAAGGACAGCUAUGCUAUCUGAAUGGUCAGAUAAAAAGAUACUACAGUUUCUAUCCAAUCUACAACUUUUGUUCGAUGUUUAUUUAAAACAAAACAAUAAGGGUUUUAUUUGUUCAAAUAUUGUAAGUAUUUGUGAAGCGUUAAUAUGUAACGAAUAUAAUUUAAUCGAACAAAUAAUAUCCUUAUGUGAAACGAGAAACAAGUAUAUCAAUUUUUUGGCAGCUAGAACUUUAAGUAGUUUUCUGGUAAUAGCUAAAACAAAUAUUAAUAACGAGUGGCUUGAAACAAUAGUAAACUUCUUUUCCACUGAGAACUAUGAUUACGUUAAAAUUCAAUUUGCCUUAGAAGUAGUGAAACGAGUGGUAGAAUGGAAGGAUGUGGAAUUACAUGUUUUGGAGGAAGCAGAUUCUCAAGGGUCAGAGGGAAGUGGUUCCCAAAGUGAAGCAAUAAAUUCAAAUUGCGUAACAGUGCCUUUUACAGAUCCAGAUAGUUACGAUACUUCAGCAAUAAAAGGUUUAAUCAUAAAGAGUCUGGAAGCUAAGUGGCCAGAACUAAUUCAUAUGGUUCAAACAUUACUUUUGCAUAACAAUUCAAUACCAGCGCAAACUUGUGUUUUAACUUUUCUUGCUCUAUGGGAAAGUACCAUUUCAGUCAAAGCAAAUUUGAGUGUCAUAGAUACUAAACCGUUUUAUGCACACUUGGAGAUAUUUGUUGGUAUGCUCAACAGCCAGUUGCCACCCAUAGUUUGGAAACAGAUACUCUCGUUAUUUAAUGAAGUCCUCUGUUAUGGUAGCACACUUGCCUUGCAAGAUAUGCUACCAGAUGACACAUGUCAGUUGGCUCAUCUUUUAGUAAGGUAUGUGAAAGAUUAUCGACUGUUAGAUAGCUUACCUUACAAACGUAAUGAGGGGUUUAUAGUGAACAGUUUUGUGGGUACUAUAGUUAGCUUACAACCUGGACAAAGUAGCGCUGAUAAAACACUAUUGCAAAAAAUGGUUCUGCUUGUACUAAAAUCUGUGGCUGUUACGAUUAAGGAAACAAGGUCCGACAGUUCUGAUUCCAGUGUAGGUUCAGACGACUCAGAUUUUUAUCAAGACAUGCAACUUAUCGAACGUUCGAUUAGGGAUGUUCUUAAGAAGGUUGAUGUUUUUAUGAAAAACAGCUUGGACUUUCAUCCUGAAACACCAUUUUCAAAAAUACUUGUACACUUAUUCAGUGAUCAAGAUGAUUAUAUGAUAGAAGCGAUGGUAUGUACGUUAGACAUAACCGUUGGUAUUUCUUAUAGAAACGCAGUAUACCCAGAUUUGAUAAACAUGUUAAAUCCAAUACAUUCGUUUAUAGAAUUUUUAAAGGUGGUAAGUCAUGAUCCAGAAAUACUUUUAGAUUAUCUAGUAAGUAACGAAACGUGUUUCUUAUUGUACUUGUUACGGUUUCUAAAGUUUACGAAAAGGAAUUGGUCGAAGUUUAUUAGUAGUUGUGGGGAGGGUAGUACCUCAAGGGGAAAUGAAUUAGAUGACACUAUGAGUGUUCUAAUUAGGUUAAAGAUGCAAAUAAGUAGGUUAGUUUCGAGAGAUCUGUUUCCUUAUAACAUAACGCCAAUUUUGAGAUUACUAGAAGUUUGUGAAAAUCUGUACGAAGGGAACGAAUUUAGUUGAUAGUGAAGGUUCAAAAUUCAAUUUCAUCUAACUAAAGUACAAACGAUUAUUGCCUUAGUUAAUAUACUAAUUUUAAUAUUAUUUAAUUCCUCGUCCAUACUAUGUAAUUUAUUAAGUUAUUUUAUGAUAAGGUUAGAAGACAAUUUAAAAAAUGGCACUGUUCAAUUUAUUCUUGUACCACUUUAACAAUUGUUUGUUGUGACUAAACAAUAUUGUCUCCUCAUAAGAAAAUUAUACAUACUUUUUUUAAGACUUCAUUUCAAAUUUACCAGUUUGUUAAUAAUAACCCAGGGUGUUUCAUUAAGAAUUGUCCAUAAAGUAACUGGAGAAAUCUUAGCACAAAAUACAAAGAUUUAACCUAAAACACUUAAGUAAAUAAAAGAUUCCUCCUUACUGAGAUACGAGAUGCCGAGAGUGUUUUAUUGCAAAUAUUCUAAAAUGAUUUUAGCCCAUUGUUUUAACACUUUUCAAUAUUUUUGUUCAAACUUGACAAACAGUUUACACAUGUUAGGAUACUUUAACUGGUGUUAAAAGAUAGUUUUCCGCUGUUACCGGAGGAGUGUUGUAGGAAUAUAUCGUCGUCGUCGUCGUCAGAUCCAAACCUCGUAUGUACAUUUUUGGCGAAAUCCACUAUUUUUUGAAGUUAUACUUCUUUAGGCGCGAUUGGGAGUGAGUUUUUAUUAUUUUGCGCGGAUGCGCACACAGACAGUAUGGAGUUCGUUGCUAAAAUGAUUUAAGUUAUGUAUGUAUCAGUCCAAAAAAGGUGUGUAAGAAAUAUAUUAGUGUUUUUAGUAAAUACAUUUAUUAUAAUUUUUGUGUCUUUGGAUUUGUCUUCCUCGGGAGUAAGAUAAUACGUAUUAUUAAAACAUUAUUUUUUUAUGUAUACCUACUACUUCACUUCAUCUAUUUGUUACCGUGAUUUGUCAUAAUGUCCGAGAAACCGUCAAAACAAUGUCUUUGUGGAUCAUUGGUAGAGCGUUCUACUAGAGAUCGAAAGGUCCCGAGUUCAAAUGCGGGCAAUAGCUGUCUUUUCAACGAAAACUUUUCGUUUAUAAAUUUGCAAAAGUCUGUGUGUUAUUGCGUUGCCGCUCCUGCAAUACUUAGAGCAGGUGUAUCGAUGGAUUCUUAUGUAGUUUUGCCUUCUGAAUCCAAAUCUGAAAACGGCAUUUCGAUAUCUCUAACCGUCUUCGAGAUAAUCGACCUCAAACUCUAAAAUGUGACGUCACAAUCCGGUUAUCUCCUACCGACGCACUAAACGUCAGCUCAAAUGGUUGAUUAGGAAGUAGGCUACUUUUUUUUAAAUCUCGAUUUGCCAAGCAUAGGGUAUUUACACUUGAGUUUGACACUUCGUGAAUGUCAAACUAAAUUUUAAAUUAAGUAGGUAUUAAUAAAACAUCAAUGACAUUUGAUAGUGAAUUUAAUUAUUAUAUAAAAUAAAUAAUAUGUUCAAAAAUACAAUUUGAGUAUAAAUAUUUUAAAAGCAAUAAUUUAUUAAAGAGGUUUAUACCAGUAUAAAUACGGCCUCCCCUUUAUGAUAAAUGGACUGUUCCAUUUCUAGUCGUUCGCUAAACUCGACACAACUGGCUAGUGAUUGUAGAAAUUGGCAAAAUUAGUAAUUAUUUAGUAAUAAUUAUUAACUAUUUAGAAAUUAUUUUUUUGUCGAAUUGGCAAAAUUAUUGACUAAAAUCACUAGUCAGUAUUGUGUCUGUGUACAUCCUUCUAAUGGAAAAAAAAAUAUUUGAAGAUUUUUCUCAAAUUAUGAAUACCAAGAACAUUUUCAUUUAUAACUCUUUUAUUUUUAAUUUGACAAAUAAAAGUUAUUCUUCAUAAAAACCUCUUUGUUCUAAGAUUUAUGAUGCAACCAUCAUAAAUAUAUAGGGUGUCCCAAAAGUAGUGGAACGGUCGAAUAUUUCGCGAACUAAACAUCGGAUGGAAAAACUGAAAAAAUACGUGUUUCAAUCAUUUUCCAAAAUCUAUCCAAUGACACCAAACACC